Messenger RNA from Archocentrus centrarchus (flier cichlid), 774 nucleotides. Its product is annotated as complement C1q-like protein 3. The coding region runs from base 1 to 774 and encodes 257 amino acids. The transcript has 7 exons. Gene Ontology annotation, molecular function: protein binding. The record is from RefSeq and is a predicted model, not a curated record. Lineage: Eukaryota; Metazoa; Chordata; Actinopteri; Cichliformes; Cichlidae.
AUGACCGCCUCCCUGACUGAACAAAAAGUGAAGAUUGCAUUCCUAGAAAAGCAGAAUCAAGAUCAGGCUGCAAAACUGGAGAGACAGAAAACUGAGAUUGACCUGCUGAAGCUGCAGUCCAAAGAGCAGAGAGCAAAGCUGGAGACUGAGAUCGACAGGCUGAAGCUGCAGUCAAAAGUCAAACAGGUGGCUUUCUCAGCCUCUCUGCUGGAUGCAGGAGAUAGAGAUACUGGACCCUUUAACACACAGGUCACUCUGGUCUUCAAACGUGUUGUCACAAACAUUGGAAAUGCCUACAACUCUGGCACAGAGCAGAGAGCAAAGCUGGAGACUGAGAUCGAGCAGCUGAAGCUGCAGUCAAAAGCCAAACAGGUGGCUUUCUCAGCCUCUCUGCUGGAUCAAGGUGAUGGAGAUACUGGACCCUUUAACACAGAGAUUAUUCUGAUCUUCAAACAUGUUGUCUCAAACACUGGAAAAGCCUACAACCCACACACAGGGAUUUUCACUGCACCAGUGAGAGGAGUCUACCACUUUGAGUGGAAGGUAUAUGGAUAUGGAAACAUUGCUGCAGGUGGUGUGUUGUUCAGGAAUAGAGAGCACAUUUUUAUUGCAUAUGAAAUUCCAGCAUCUGGGAAUGUGAGUGCCUCUAAUGGAGCCUCACUGCUUCUGGAGGCUGGAGAUCAGGUGUCUGUGCGUCUGUGGGCUAAUUCAAGGAUACAAGACAGUCAAAGUCAUCACACCACCUUCAGCGGUCAUCUGAUUUUCACCAUGUGA